This is a messenger RNA of Pristis pectinata (smalltooth sawfish), 708 nucleotides long. RefSeq names its product PH and SEC7 domain-containing protein 1-like. Bases 115 to 708 code for a protein of 197 amino acids. The record is from RefSeq and is a predicted model, not a curated record. NCBI's taxonomy places the organism in Eukaryota, Metazoa, Chordata, Chondrichthyes, Rhinopristiformes, Pristidae. The transcript is spliced from 3 exons.
GGGAAUUCCACGGUCUGCAAAGCAGGAGACACAUCCAGAGAGACCAGAUACUCAGAGACGGACCUGGAUGCAGUGCCAGUAAGACGUUACCAGGAAACCAACCUGGAUGAAGUCAUGGCUGAGUACGACAUGGUCAAUCCAGACAAGUGCCAGAGUCCCCACUUGCCAAGCUCAACGGUUGGAUGUGAUGCCCGGAUAGACUAUUCUGGUCCUCCAGGGGAGUCCGUGACAGAUGGGAGCCCUUGGGGUGGAGAAGAGAGCAGAGAGGAGGAGUCCAAAGCCCCCGAGGAUGAAGUGUUCUACGAGUCCUCUUCUGUUGCUACUGACAGGUCACCAGACACAGAGGUCAAAAACCUGCUUCCUUCUGUUGCUGCGGUCAGUAUAUCCCGGAGUCUCUCCGAAGACGGCACUGACACCUUCAGCAAACAAUUUGAGUGCAUCCUGGAGUCUCACUGUGCCAAAGGCACCUCUUACACCAGUCUUGACUCGGUGGACAUUCUGUCCUCCCCCAAAAGAAGCCAGGGGAACUACUUCACCUUUGAUUUUCCGACCCUGACCUCGGAAAUCCAGGAACAAAUUAAGGAGAAUGCCCGCCUGAUUGAAGAGAAGUUUUUACCGUGGAGCAAUGCUAAUUCAUCCACAGGCUCCAGAGGGGACUCGAACUGGCCUGGAAGCCCCAGGCAACAACUUACUCAAGGGGGUUCUUGA